CCUUUUUCCAACUCCCACUUCUCUUAACUCACAUCUUUCUAUUGUCAAAAAAAAAAAAAAAAAAACUCACAUCUUUCUCCUUCCAAAUCAAACCCUCUUUCAUUCCUUCAUUCAUUUCAUCUCCACACUUUUACAUUUACACAAUUGCCCCUACGAAACGACGUCGUUUAAUUGAAGAACCAACCAUGCCCGCGUCUUUGCAGAAAAUGGCGCACUCCAGCACGAGCUCCGGCGGCAACUGCAAAGGCUCCGCCGUUUCUGAGUUUCCGGCCGGGUUAAGAGUUCUCGUCGUUGAUGAUGACGUCACUACUUUGAAGAUUAUCGAGCGAAUGUCUCUUCGCUGCCAUUACCGCGUCACAACAUGUUCUGAGGCUACUGUUGCUUUGAAAAUUCUGCGGGAGAGGAAAGGCUGUUUUGAUGUUGUGCUGAGUGAUGUUCAUAUGCCAGACAUGGAUGGCUAUAAACUCCUUGAACAUGUUGGAUUGGAAAUGGAUCUUCCUGUUAUUAUGAUGUCUGUUGAUGAUAGGACAAGUACUGUCAUGAAGGGAAUUAGACACGGGGCUUGUGAUUAUUUUAUUAAGCCUGUAAGGUUGGAAGAACUAAGGAAUAUAUGGCAGCAUGUUGCCAGGAAAUUUUUGAACGAAAACAAGGAACAUGAUAAUUCUGGCAGCGUAGAAGAUAAUGACCGCAAUGCACGAGGGAAUGAUGAUAAUGAUAAUGAUAAUACUUCUGUUGCUGGUACAACAAAAGGAAUAGUUAAAGAGCAAAAAAAGAGGAGCAAUUUAAAAUAUGAAGAUGUUGAAUUGGAGAAUGAUGAUCUAUCUACAUCUAAGAAGCCUCGUGUAGUAUGGUCAGUAGAACUGCAUCAACAAUUUGUCAGUGCUGUGAAUCAACUAGGGCUAGACAAGGCUGUACCAAAGAGAAUACUUGAAUUGAUGAAUGUCACUGGUUUGACGAGAGAAAAUGUUGCAAGUCAUUUGCAGAAAUUUAGACUUUAUUUGAAGCGAUUAAGUGGAGUCGCACAACAACAAAAUGGGAUGCUAAACAGAGUUACUGGGACUAUAGAAUCCAAGCUAGCUGCUACGGGAAGAUAUGACAUAGAAACUUUGGUAGCGUCUGGCCAAAUUUCCCCUGAAACACUUGCAGCUCUUCGUGCUGGGCUCUUAGGUCACCCGGUAACUAACAUAAUGCCUACUUUGGACCAGACUGCAAUAGUACAUGCAUCUGUUCACGGGCCAAAACAUUCUUGUGCUGAUGAUCCUACUGAAGCAUAUGGUCCGCCUCAUGUAAACUUCCCUUCCAACAGUGUCAAUAAUUUCCCUCACUCCAUCUUUAAAGUAGAUGAUUCAUCAUCCAGAUUUGGAGCAUGGCCGCCAUCUAAUACACUUGGUUCAGUCUCAAGGGGGAGGUUAGGCAUUCAGAACAAUAACAUAGUGAUUGAUAUAUUGCAGCACCAACAAAGGCAUCAGCAUCAGCAGAAACAACAGCAUUUGCCGACUCAUGAUCAAAAUCGAUCAAUCAAUGUGCAACCAUCUUGCUUGGUUGUUCCUGCUCAAUCUUCUGACACUUUCCAGGCAGUAAAUAGUGUUGCUUCUGUCAACAAGGAUUGUAGUUUUGACAGAAAUGCCAUUAUUGAUUAUAGUCAAUUGUCACAAAAAUCAAAUAAUUCAUCAAGUACAUCUCAAUAUCCUGGCGGAAACACCAAAGCUACCUCUAUUUCUCCUCUAAUGCCCUCUUUUUCAGUAGGCUCCAGCAAUAACAAUAUUCAGAAUCAGAACUCAACUUCAACAUCUGGUGCUGCAAGACCUUUGCCUAGCCAUCUGCCAGUGACGUUUAGACAAGUUCCAUAUGAUAUUAAAUCCAGUGAUUCACUUGAUCAAUUAUGUCUUAGAAAUCUUGGAUUUGUUGGCAAAGCUAACUGCAUACCAAAUUUUAAAAAUAAAAUUGAGUCAUCUGCAAGUGAUUUUAGUCAUAGGAAAGUAUUCAUGGCUAGCAAUGGUAACACAGUGAAGGAAGAACCAGAUUUGAUCAGAUAUCCAAAUGUGAGCCACCCAGUUCUACAGAGUUAUCCAUCUCAUGACCAUUCAAGUGCAUUCACAUAAUAGGUAACUUCAACAAUUCAUCUACCAUAAUUAUUUUGUAUAAGAUGAUGAAUCUGUUAUACUAUUUGGUCAGUGAAUGGAACACUUUAUAUUAGUUGGGCAUAAUGUAAGUAGAAUGAUGGCUUUAAUUUUGUCUCGAAAUUUCUUGAAUGGCAAUGAAGAGGCUAUUUAACUACGUUAAUCUAAACCAUUAACCGUGUAUCCUAUUUCUCUGCAUAAGUCGUGUACACAAAUAGAUUGAACUUCUAGACCAGCCUUCCCAUCAAAUAGUAUCUUAUAUGAAAAUGCUUGGAAAUGGUUGGUUACUGAGAUACACACAUGUCUAUUGUCUUUGGUAUUUUCUAAACAGAGGUAGAUUAAUAGAAGUCAUAAUAAAUAGACACCUGAUUUAAUCUUUUGAAGCUUGUUAAAGCCACAGUGAGGAGGGUGGCGGGUAAUAUUUGGCAAGUACUCCAUGUAUUAUGGACAUUAUGAUGCUAUUUGGUCAGCCAGCGCCACCUUGUAGAAAAGGCUUUGAUAGCUGUAACUUGUACCAAAUGUUUUUAUUUUUGAAAAUAUGCUAAUUAAAUACUAACAGGUGUUUUUUCUUGGAAAAGGUUACUACUUAGUACUUACUACUAGUUGAAGAUAUUGCAGCAUGAUUUUUGCAUUUAUAUUGGCUGUGAACUUGUGCCUGAAUUUUUGUUUGCAUCAUGUUGAAUUGGAGAAGAGACGUCCUUUCCUCUAAAGGUACAUAUUGUUGUUUUCUCCUUAAUUGUUAGGAAAACAGUUGCUGAAGUUCUUUUGUGUUGUCUGCACUAUUGUUAGCUGCAUUCUAGACUCCAAUGAUGACUCUAACUCUGUAUAAAGGUUAGUAUUUAUGAAUUUUAGUUUAAUCCUCAGUAGCUGCACAUGUAUAUUGGAAUGCUAUGUAAUUAUAAACUAGUUUGCAGGGAAAUAAAGUUUUUAAUCAGAUUUCAACUGAUUAAAUUAUUGGCUACAUGCCGGGAAAUUAAUAAAUUUAGGGCUUCUUUGCUUUUAUAUAUAAUUUUGAUAGACAGAUAACAGUGGUUAGUUUGCUAUGAGGAAGAGGAAAUAUUAGUGGCGGGGAUUGAACCUUGGAUCUCCUACAUAGAACACUUUGUUUGUAAUGUAAAACGAGCUGUAUGUCACAUUAACUAUGAAGUCCUUAGGAUUGUUACUUAUGCUUAUUAAGAUUUAGGAUCAAUUACAGUUUUUGUGACUGUUAGUUGGAAGACAAUAGGAAUAGGACUGUGUUUCAGCCAUAAUGAAAGAACCAAAGGUGGUUGGUUUAUUUAAUUGCUGAAAGCUAGUCUUGAAAGAAGUUUGCAUCUACAUUACAUUUGAUAUGCCUAGGGUUGGAGGCUGCCAAGAAUCUGAUAGAUGUUAGGCAUUAUGAGAGGAGGAUGAAUGGUUGUAUAUCAUACGGUGUCGGAUGCAGUGUUAGGUUUUUGUGUCUAAAUAACACCUCAUUUGUUUAAGACUAUCUGUGGGCAUUCUUCCACAGCUUCUUAUUCUGGCCUUGCAAAUUGCCCAGACUAUGGCAAACCUCUACUGAGAGGUAGAUUCAGCCCUUGUGUGAAACAUAAAGUAUCUUUGAAUUCAAUUUGCUGCUGUUACAGAUGGAUCAAAUGCCUUAAAUUCUGAGCAUUCCAAACUACCUUUGCAUGAUCACAAGUGAAUAAAAAUUUACGAAAAGUUUUCAAA
Vicia villosa (hairy vetch) is the source of this 3809-nucleotide messenger RNA. RefSeq names its product two-component response regulator ORR21. The record is from RefSeq and is a predicted model, not a curated record. The transcript is spliced from 5 exons. Gene Ontology annotation, molecular function: DNA-binding transcription factor activity; DNA binding. Gene Ontology annotation, biological process: phosphorelay signal transduction system; cytokinin-activated signaling pathway. Bases 186 to 2102 code for a protein of 638 amino acids. Lineage: Eukaryota; Viridiplantae; Streptophyta; Magnoliopsida; Fabales; Fabaceae.